This is a messenger RNA of Didymodactylos carnosus, 1650 nucleotides long. Lineage: Eukaryota; Metazoa; Rotifera; Eurotatoria; Philodinida; Philodinidae. The record is from the annotation of a GenBank genome assembly.
GGAGCGAACUUAGUCAGUCUGAGAGGAACAUUUUUCUCGAACAAACACAUCACACAUUAUCGAAAAAUUAUAUUCAACAGUGUAACAAAAGAUAACACGAAGAUUUUAGAGGGUGGAGUGAAUAGUAGAAAGUCAAAGUUGCUGUGUACUCUCUUUGAACUGUUAUGAGCUUUUCAUUGAAAAUGACUUCUUUUAACUCAAAGUAAUUUAAGUAAGACUCAAGUAAUUUUUUCUGUAUUUUAUAGAAGAAUGUAUCGACUAACUCCAUAAAAUAAUUUGCGAUAAUGUCAUUUUUUGUUGUUUAGAAAAUAAGGACUUUUUAUAUAUAUAUAUAUAUAUAUAUAUAGUUAUAACUGGUCAGAUGAGAGCCUGCUAUUAUGUAUCUGUAUGAUCCUAAAACUUUCAAUUAAUUUCCAUUUUAUAGAACAAUACACUAGCUUUCAGAAUUUGUGAAACUUUCGACUUCAAUCCUUUUCUCUAAUUCAGCCGACCUCAAUCUUUGAACAUGACAAAUAACGGUUCAUAUUCGAAAAUUAACAUGUGGCUAAUGUGAAAAUUUUCGAUCAGUAAUUUUCAUAUUUGACUGCGCCAGAUUGCUCAACGCAUCGUAAAACACCUUCCUAACUCAACAGACAUGAAAGAUAUCAAGGGGAAGAAUCCUGAUCUUAGACUUUACCAUCCUUUCUACAUUUUUUAUUAGCAAAACUCAAGUAUUGAAAUACCAUGCGAAUUCUGUGGAAAACUGUUCUCAAUAUAUGAAUUCGACUCACAUCUGCUAAGAAAUAAGUUUAAUCUCGAAAUAAGAAUAUAGUUCUAGUAUUUAUUUUAAAUUCGGUUUUAGAAAGUAGAAAAAGAACGACUGACAAACAAAGACAGGUGAUCAGACUCUAGAAAAAUACUUUUUAAAAUUAUCAAAUUCUAUUUGGUUUCAGAGGUACACUACAACAACGAGAACAACAAGCUUCUUUAGGACAAAUUCCAUGCGAAUUUUGUCAAAUUUUAUGUGAUUCACACCAUUUACAAAUACAUCAGGCUUCCUGCGCAUCGAAACCAAUAAUAAAUUUUCGUGAACAUUUUCCACUUUCUUCUGCGCGUGGAUAUUUUUGUACAAAUCAAUCAUUAUAUGAAAAAUUGGUCUCGGCACAAAAAUGUAACACAUCAUUUGAAGAACUGAAGUGUGAACGUAACAAACUACCGCCAUUAAAAAAACCACUUAUUGGAGAAUAUAUUGGUAUACAAGGUGAAUCAAAUUCAGGUUAUCUCGAUGCUACGUUGUAUUGGAUGUUUGCUUAUAAUGAUGUGUUUGAUAAACUAAUAUAUUCACCAGAAGUUAAAAACCGCCAAUGCAUGGAUUACGUUUCGUGUGAUGCCAUAUUGGAUUUACGUCAUCGAUUAGGUAAGGCAACAAAAGAUCACACAUUUUUCAAGGAUGAAAAAGAUCGAACAGAAUUUUUACGUGCAUGUGAAAAGUUAUUCCAUUAUUCACCAAUAAAAACGAUUCAUCUGGAUGAAAAACCAAAGGAUGACGGUUCGAAUAUUACAUCAAAUUUUGUGUGGGAAUGUUUUGACGAUAAUUUUGAAAGACAAUUAUCAACGAAUGUACAAAAUUUAUUUAAAAACUCAUUAGAUGCGUCUAGCACGUUUUAUUAA